AUGGAGGACAACAGCACCCGAGAUUUGAUCAAGCAACUGCAAGCACAGAUCGAAGGCAGACACAAACCAUACGAGGACAACCAUCUCCGCAAUUUUAUAGAUGCCAUGGCGUUCUACACGGAUAAUGAUCUCGUUAUUUGUAGAGCUUUUUCGUUGUCCCUGAAAGAUAAGGCACUCGAGUGGUAUCACACUCUUCCUCAAAAUUCAGUGGAUUGCUUCGCCACCGUAGAAGCUCUCUAUCGAAAACAGUAUGCUACCAACAGAAGACCGGAGAUGACUCCUACUGAGCUCGUAAACACCAAACAGGAGAAAGAUGAAACCCUGAAGGCUUUCAUGCAAAGAUACAACGAGACGUCCAGACGGGUAAAAGACGUGAAUCACACAUUUAUAAUCAGCAAUCUACCCUCGUGUUUAAGGCCAAGAUAUUUCGCGAAACGACUGUAUGCCGAUCCUCCGAAGUCUAUGGAAGAACUCCAGGCAACGAUCGCGAAAUUCAUUCGCAUUGAGGACCUCAGAAACUCCAUGAAAAAGCAACAGCAUGAAAGUCCUAACAGUGGUACCAAGAAAGACAUGAAACGGUCAUCCAACGUCUAUAAAACUGAUCGACCUCCUCGAAAAGAGUCGGGGUGGACACCCAAAUACGAUCGUUAUACAUCCCUCAACGCACCCAGGGCAAAGGUGCUCGAAGAGGCGCUGCACGCAGAACUCCUCACCGUUCGGCGGAGGGCAACUCCAAAGAAUGUUGAUGGCAGUAAGGCGUGUCGUCUUCAUCUGAACCAUGGUCAUGAUACCGAAGAAUGUAACAUAGUGAAAGAUGAGUAA
Vigna umbellata (rice bean) is the source of this 822-nucleotide messenger RNA. RefSeq lists its product as uncharacterized. The record is from RefSeq and is a predicted model, not a curated record. NCBI's taxonomy places the organism in Eukaryota, Viridiplantae, Streptophyta, Magnoliopsida, Fabales, Fabaceae.